Messenger RNA from Fusarium odoratissimum NRRL 54006, 2111 nucleotides. Its product is annotated as glycerophosphoryl diester phosphodiesterase. The record is from RefSeq and is a predicted model, not a curated record. Gene Ontology annotation, molecular function: phosphoric diester hydrolase activity. The coding region runs from base 1284 to 1826 and encodes 180 amino acids. Gene Ontology annotation, biological process: lipid metabolic process. The transcript is spliced from 2 exons. Lineage: Eukaryota; Fungi; Ascomycota; Sordariomycetes; Hypocreales; Nectriaceae.
AGCGGGCUACGUUAUAGGUCGAGAGCUGAGGAUGCAGAGAGGCUAGAUCAUCCACCAGUCACUCGAGCCAAUUGAAGAAGAAAGGCACAUAGGAAUGCUGUUCAGGCCAGAUUAACUGUAGAGAGUCAAGGUGGAAUCACAUUGGAGUGAGGCUGGCGAAGCCAAGUGUGGCCGUGCACAACAUGUAUCAAGGGGGCGGGGAUGACGUCUCCAAGUGAAUCAGCCCGUCACGACUCCCCAAUUUGCUAUCGUGUUUCUUUCCUAGCAGUGGAUCUACCUAAUGGAGAAAGCUCUAUCGACCAUGGCCAACGAAAGCGCAUGAGCGCCCUGGUCUUAAGUUGUCUCGAGAAUCCAUGACCUUGAGUUUUCUAAACAAGAAAGCGUGUAUUCGUCGAUCUGUUUGGUCAUUUCAGUCAUUCCAUUGCCAGGGACCCUAUUGCGAGCGAGUCCCUUCUAAAUCUUCAUCAACUUGGCUUAAUCGGUUUCCACAUACAUCGACAAUGGGGGCGGAGCGACAGUCUUCAAUCAAGAAUGACGCCCAACCAGGGCCUGUUCCUCAAGGUCAGACACGCCAACGAGAAGAUAGGCCUUUGCGGCACCACUAAAUUCGCUUCAUAACAGCACCAUGGGCCACCGCCAGACCGUCACCACGAGAUCCUUCUCGGCGGCUCCCACAAGCAAUUGCUCAUCGCGGCGCAAAGCUUGAUUGGCCCGAAAACACCAUGGCCGCCUUCCGAGGUGCAGUCAAAGCUGGUGCUCAUGCGAUAGAAACCGAUAUUCAUAUCUCGGUCGAUGGUGUUGCUGUGAUAUCACAUGUAAGUUAGAGUAGUAGGUUCGCUCCCCACCAUGGCAUGCUCAUUGUCUCCAUCACGACUUGGCUUACUUGGCUUGGCUCGGCUCAGCUUACACUUGAGCAGGAUGCAUCCCUUAAACGCUGCUUUGGCAUUGACGCUCGCAUCGGAGAGUGCUCGUGGGAGUAUCUCAGCACUUUACGCACAGUAGCCGAGCCUCAUGAACCUAUGCCGCGGCUCAAAGACUUUCUUCAAUGGUUGGCUCAGCCGAAAAUGCAAGACAUUUGGGUGGUUUUAGAUAUCAAGCUAGAUGAUGACCCGGCAGAAUUGAUGGCUGCAAUUGCGAGGGAUCUAGACGGCGUCCAGGGACCUGUGCCAUGGGAUCAACGUAUUAUUCUGGGAUGCUGGAAUGUAAGCUGCAUUGCCUAAGCUGACACCCUUAGCACAGUUUCUACACUUCCACAUGGACGCUUUGAUGAUAUUGCUGCUGACAUGAUUGAACAGGCAUCAUUCCUGCAGGCUGCGCGUAGUCGACUUCCAACUUAUCCAUUGGCCCAUAUCAGCACCUCCCUCUUAUAUUCGCACCACUUUCUGCGUGUACCUAACCUCGGCUUCAAUCUCAACCACAAGACUCUCAUCGGUCCAUCAGGAAGACUCUUUUUACGCGAACUUCGACAGACUGACAAGCUUCUCAUGACGUGGACAGUCAACGAACCUCGCCACAUGGACUGGUGUAUCCGUCAAAAUCUGUGUCAUCCACGGCGCCGCAAUGGAAAGAUCGAGGGGCCUGCCUUGAUAGAUGGUGUCAUCACUGACAAUCCUCGUUUGUACCUCGAGAUGUGCGAAAAGUUUGAAAACGAGAUGGAUGGCAAGCUCACCAGACCAAAGCUAGCUCUGACUGAAAGGAUAAGGAAGAAGGCAGAGAUGGUAGCCGUCGUUAUCCUGACGGAAACCUUGAUGAUGGCCUACCAUGUUCUCAGAAGGAUGCAGGGCAAGUUUGAUUUUCUCCGAGACCGCCGGAGCCUGGAUAAAUAGUAGACGAAAUAUGAUGAGUGAUAACAGAAAGGGAUGCCACCAAUGGCCUAGGUAACGGUUGACUUUGAAUACAGCAACAAAACUUGGACAACUUACUGGCUUUGUGGGCUACGCCAGGCUUACAUUUGGCGCAGAUGAGCCCAUCAACCUUGACAGCCUUGGGUGUUCACAAUCAAUAUAUGCGGUCAUUCGUACCAGCACUGCCCUUGAAGGGCUAGCCAUCACCAUAUGCCUACGUACUGACCACGACACAGGAACCGUUGGAUCAUCAGAAUUAUAGUGACU